Sceloporus undulatus (fence lizard) is the source of this 2834-nucleotide messenger RNA. It is a transcript of the gene POU2F2, whose product is annotated as POU class 2 homeobox 2. Bases 138 to 2198 code for a protein of 686 amino acids. Gene Ontology annotation, biological process: regulation of transcription by RNA polymerase II. Gene Ontology annotation, cellular component: nucleus. NCBI's taxonomy places the organism in Eukaryota, Metazoa, Chordata, Lepidosauria, Squamata, Phrynosomatidae. The record is from RefSeq and is a predicted model, not a curated record. Gene Ontology annotation, molecular function: RNA polymerase II cis-regulatory region sequence-specific DNA binding; DNA-binding transcription factor activity, RNA polymerase II-specific. The transcript has 17 exons.
GCCGAGGCCGCUUCCUCCUCCUCCUCCUCCUCCUCCUCCGUCGGAGGGAGCAUAUCUGGGUCCGCAGCGCCGCGCGCAUGGAGGAGUCAUCUUGCGCCCACCGAUGGAAGCAGAGGUACUGGACUGGACUGGAGUGAAUGUACUACAGCUGCCGCUUCUAUCUGAAAGAAGUAAGAAUGUCUAAGUCCCUGGAGCUGGAGAAGGCACGGCUGGAGCUGCAAGAGGAGCACACAGAUGCAGAAAGAAAUGGACCUGACACAAACCACCAGACCCAGCAGAGCAAACCUUCUCCAUUCUCACCAUCCCCAACCAGCACCGGCACCAAGAUCAAAGCCGAAGACCCCACAGAGAUGCCUCCAGCUCCAGCCCCAGCCCCAGCUCCGGCCCCAGCUCCGCAAGCGCACCUGCCCCAGGCCCAGCUCAUGUUAGCUGGCAGCCAGCUGGCUGGGCUGACGGCGCUGAUGCCAGCUCAACAGCAGCUGCUCCUGCAGCAGGCCCAGGCCCAGCUCUUGGCAGCUGCUGUGCAGCAGUCCAACGCCGCUGCCGCCGCCGCCUCCCAGCAGCCAGGGGCCGAGCUGCCAGCCCCACAGAACCAGCCCCAGACGCCACAGCUGGCCCUCUCGCAGCCCAUCCAGCUCACUGCGCAGGACAUCCAGCAGCUGCUCCAGCUCCAGCAACUGGUCCUGGUCCCAGGACACCACCUCCAGCCGCCCGCACAGUUUCUGCUGCCACAGGCCCAGCAAGGGCAGCAAGGGCUGCUUCCGACACCAAAUCUCUUUCAGCUACCUCAGCAAAACCCCGGGAGCCUCCUGCCGAAUCAGCCUCGCGCAGGACUCCCAGCACAGCAAGUGACUCGGCCCGGCCUCCCCGAGUCCCACCUCGCUCACUCGCAGCCGCCCAAAUGCCUGGAGACCCCUUCCCACCCCGAAGAGCCCAGCGACCUGGAGGAGCUGGAGCAGUUUGCCCGCACCUUCAAGCAGCGCCGGAUCAAGCUGGGCUUCACGCAGGGUGAUGUGGGGCUGGCCAUGGGGAAGCUUUAUGGGAAUGACUUCAGCCAGACCACCAUCUCCCGCUUUGAGGCACUCAACCUCAGCUUCAAGAACAUGUGCAAACUCAAACCAUUGCUGGAGAAAUGGCUCAAUGACGCUGAGACCAUGUCUGUGGACUCCACGCUUCCCAGUCCCAAUCAGCUGACCAGUCCCAACCUGGGCUUCGAUGGGCUGCCAGGCCGACGCCGCAAGAAACGGACCAGCAUCGAGACCAAUGUCCGCUUUGCAUUGGAAAAAAGCUUUCUCGCGAACCAGAAGCCUACCUCAGAGGAGAUCCUGCUUAUUGCUGAGCAGCUGAACAUGGAGAAAGAGGUGAUUCGCGUCUGGUUCUGCAACCGCCGACAGAAGGAGAAGCGGAUCAACCCCUGCAGCUCUUCUCCCAUGUUGCCUGCCCAGGGCAAGCCUCCAGGCUACAGCCCUCACAUGGUGACCAGCCCCGGCCCUGGCACAGGUCUGCCUCUCUCCCAGGCUUCCAGCAGUCUGAGCACAACAGUUACUACCUUGUCCCCAGCGAUCUGCUCCCUAACCCCCAGUCGGACGGUGGUUGGAGCAGGGGGCACCCCCCUCAACUCGGCCACGCCACCCCCCAGCAACAGCACAAACCCCAGUCCCCACAGCGGCACAGGCGGUGGCACAGGCGGUGGCCCCGGCGGCGGCAGCGUUCACCCGGCCAUUGGCUUGCAAGGCCUGAAUCCCAGCACGGGAAGCACAGUGCUGGGGGUGAAUGCAGGGUUAAACCCAGCCCUCAUGGCCACCAACCCGCUGGCCACCAUACAAGCCUUGGCCAGUGGUGGAAGCCUGCCCAUUACCAGCCUUGACGCCAGCGGUAACUUGGUGCUGGGAACCAGCGCAGGCACGGCCGGCAGCCAGAGCAUCGUGACCUCGCCGCUCUUCCUCAACCACGCGGGCCUGCCCUUGCUGAGCGCCGCCACGGGAGGCGUGGGGCUGGUGUCGGCAGCGGCGGCAGCGGCGGCAGUGGCUGCCUCCAUGCCCAGCAAGUCACCCACCCUGACCUCUUCCUCCGCGUCCUCCGCUUCCUCCGCCUCCUCUUCCUCCUCCUGUUCCUCGUGUAGCUCCGCCAGCGACGCGGCACAGACUCUGGGGCAGGCCGGCCCCGGGCCCACCGAGCCGGACACCAAGACGGAGUGAUGGCCGGUGAGGAGGAGGAAAAGACUCCGCACUCGCUGCCUUUCCCAAAGCGCCGGGGGCUGCAGUGGCGGCAGCAGUGGCGGCAAAGAGUUGGACGUACAAACCGACGAGUGAAACCAAAAAGUAAAAACCAAACCAAACAAAGAUUUGUCAGCAACAGCCAAACAAAAGAAACCAACCAAAAAAGUAAAUAACCCAAAGUAACCAAAACAAGGAAAGCAAAAAGGGACAAAGGAAGAAACCAAAAAGAAUCCCCCAAACUUUUGGUGUUUGUGGUUCUCCCCGACCCCAGAUUUUUUUCCUUUCCCUUCCUCUGAUGUUCGGAACAAAACGCCUUUCAGAAGGUGACUCUUUUAUUUUUCAUCCGCUGGUUUCCUGGACUUUACCAGAAAAGCAACAGAGAAACGGGGAUAGAAUUUGUUUUUGUAAAAAAGAAAAAAGAGAAAAAGAAAAAAAGAAUAGAAACAACCCUCCUUUGAAACCCUUAAAGGAGGAACGAAUCUCACACCAAAAAUCACCAGUUCUAGCUUCACCCAAAGCUUUUUACAGACUUUUCUAACUUCUGUGUCUGGUCGAAUGUCUUUCAAAACUCUUUUAUUUAUUCCUAUUUAUUCUUUGCCUUUGGUUCUUUUUUGA